This is a messenger RNA of Lytechinus pictus (painted urchin), 6418 nucleotides long. RefSeq names its product protein-glutamine gamma-glutamyltransferase K-like. The coding region runs from base 113 to 2311 and encodes 732 amino acids. Gene Ontology annotation, biological process: peptide cross-linking. NCBI's taxonomy places the organism in Eukaryota, Metazoa, Echinodermata, Echinoidea, Temnopleuroida, Toxopneustidae. The record is from RefSeq and is a predicted model, not a curated record. The transcript is spliced from 14 exons. Gene Ontology annotation, molecular function: protein-glutamine gamma-glutamyltransferase activity.
AGAACAUGCCACGAAUCGUGACCUCACUGUCAACUAAGUAAUAUGUACGAUGCAACUGCAUGACAAACAGCGCCUGUUGGAUGUCGCCUAGCAACAGGAUACUAUUACCCCAAUGGAAACAGCAGCUGCUACCCGUGCUGGCCGCAAUUCGGGUCGCUUCGUUGACGUAACCGAGGCAGAGAGGGCCUAUCUCGGUGAUGGACGGGAUAAGCCUGAAGCACCUUCCAGACCUGAUCAGCUGAGCCUUAAGGAGUUGGACUUCCAGUUGGAAAGAAACCGUUCACUCCAUCACACCUCUGAUUACGAGAUAAAUAACCUGUUCGUCAGGCGAGGGCAGCGUUUUGAUCUCACCGUCACUUUCAACAGGGAACCGAAGACGGAGGUGUUUGGGCUGGAGUUGACUGUUCGUGGUGCCAAAGUUUCUUCUGCCCACAAUGGCACGGUGAUCCGUAUGCCCUUCAGUCGGAGCGAAGAGACCCUCGGCGAAUGGGGGAUCCGUGUCGUCGGUACUAAAGGUCCCGAGUACCAGCUCGUGGUUAGCUGCCCUCCUAAUGCCAUCGUCAGUCGCUACAAUGUCGCCGUCGUUAUAUUGGAUACAGAAAACGCAGAACCCAGGUACUUCAAGCAGAAGGACCCCAUCUUUGUGCUCUUCAAUGCCUGGUGUCGUGAAGACACGGUCUUCAUGGAAGGUGACGCCCAGAAGGACGAAUACGUGCUCAACGAUACGGGAUGCGUCUUUACGGGAACCACUCGACGUCAGUAUGCCCGAUCGUGGGUCUUUGGCCAGUUUGAGGAUAUUACCACGGACGUCGUGUUUGACCUGCUUGAAAGAUGGGUGGAAAAGGCAAAGUCUCGUGCUGACCCCGUCGUAGUUUCUAGAACGUUCACUCAUCUGAUUAAUUACUUUCCUACUGAAGAGAAGGCAUCCAAGGUGGGGCUGCUCGUGGGAAACUGGAGUGGAGACUAUGAGGAUGGAAAAAGUCCAUCCUCGUGGACAGGCAGUACAGCUAUCUACGAGGCGUACGCCAAAUCGAAUUGUGAACCCGUGAAAUACGGCCAGUGCUGGGUAUUCAGCGGUGUGUUGUGCACCGCCAUGCGCUGUCUCGGCAUACCCUGCCGAAGUGUGACCAAUUUUUCCUCGGCUCACGACACCGACGCCAGCAUGACGAUCGAUGUGAUUUUAGACUCUGAGACCAAAGAAACGCUCGAUUAUAUGUCCGACGAUUCAGUUUGGAAUUUCCAUGUGUGGAACGAGGCAUUUUUCACCCGCCCAGACCUCCCCCCACUGAUGGGAGGCUGGCAAGCCAUCGACGCCACCCCACAGGAGAGUAGCAAAGGCUUUUUCCAAAUGGGUCCCGCUCCUAUCGCUGCAAUCAGGCAAGGCUUGACAUACAUGAACUAUGAUACCAAGUUUGCUUUUGCUGAGGUCAAUGCUGACCGAAUCUACUGGCUGGCGACUAAGAAAGACAUGGGCCCCCCGGAGCUGAAAAGGCUUUGGUGUGAUACCAACGCUGUCGGCGUGAGGAUCAGUACCAGGAAGCCCGGCAGAGAAAUAGGCAACAUCAGGGAGGAUGUUACCGCCCAAUACAAAUUUGCAGCAGGGAGUGAGGAGGAGAGGAGUGCCGUGGAACGAGCCGUUUCUUUCGGCACCAGACCGAACACUUAUAGGCCCGACAGGAAGGAGGACGACAUCGAGGUCGAGGUCUUGCUGGCCGAAGACACACCCAGUGGUAGCGACAUCGAACUCAAGGUGGCGGUCAACAAUAAGAGCUCGGUGUCUCGCACCGUCUCCUUUGAUGUUGUAGCCUACAUGUGUUUCUAUACAGGUUUGGGCAAAGCCAACAUGAAGAGCAUGAAGAAAGAGGUGACCGUUCCGUCUGGCAAGUCGGUCCAAACCCUUGAUGUGCUUGGUCCAGACCUCUACUGUCGCUACCUGGUUGACCAGCCUUGCAUCAAGUUCUGUGUCUUCGGAGAAGUCCAGGAAACAUCCCAACUAAUCGUGUGUCAGGAUACAGUAUCCCUCACACCACCAGAGAUGAAGACGGAAGCCAAGGUGGAUGGGUACGAGGUGAAGAUCGAGGCCGAGUUUGUCAACCCCCUUCCCAUCACGCUCACCAAUUGUACAAUCCGCAUCGAGUGCCCGCUCAUUGGCCGGUCCAUGACACUCGGACAAAAUGAUGUCCCUCCAAAAGGGGUCUACAAAUUCGGGAUGAGCUUCCCGCACCAGAAGAAGGGAAAGAAGCACCUCGUCGUCGACUUUGACUCAAAGCAGAUGGGGAACGUCAUUGGCGACAUCUUCAUGGAGGUCUAGGUUCCAACACUCUAUGUCUGAAGCGAACAGGUACUCCACAACAGAAUGAAUGGGGCAACUCAGAUGGGUGUUUUACAAAACUGAACGUAAGGUUAUGAACGACUUUAGGAACAACAAGUUUUAUGGCAAGCCACUCGAUCGCAGUUCUCAAUAUCGUCAAACCACAUUAGCUCAACUUGCAAAGUAGGGUCACUUUUUUUUUUAAUUAAAUACGUUUUUUAAAUGCAAAGUUUGGUCGAGCAGGGAUUUCUGAUACUGUUGACCCAGGUUUGAUUCCACCUUGGUGCGCUAGUGCCCUUUAGGAAGGCAAUUACCCUCAUUACCAGGUCCCUUGGAGAGGAUGUUAAACCUUUGGUCCUCUGGUUUCUUCCUUACAAGCAUCCUCCUUUUAAAAUAUUCAGGUUUAAAAAAAAACACCACCACAUUUCCUUCACAAUUCAUUAUAAGUCCGUACAAACAAGGUCGCAAGUUGUUUAGGCUUCAGCAGUUAUUUGGGGUUUACAUUUGGCUCUCCAUACUCCUGUUGUGGUAAAGUUAUGUUAUGGAAAGCUACAUGAAACAUACCUCUGGAUCCAAUGUGGUGGAUGUUGGAAAGGACCUUCAACAUGACUUGAAGACUAGGUUCAUGGUAAAUUGGCUUUCUUUUAAGAGAACAAAAAGCAGCUUGUCAAACGAGCUUUUCAAAUGAUUAUUCACGCUCGCUAUCCCGUUCUGUUCAUUCUGUUGUGACAGUAUUUUGUCAAAGUAGAACUUUUGUCAAAGUAGAAUGAUUAGUCCAAAGAUUACUCUCACUCACAUUUUUUUUUGUCAGUUUGUAUGUACUUUCAAUCAUUUCAAUUGCUUGUACUUUCUUGAGAGUGAUACAUAAAAUAGUUUGGAUUUUUUUCCUGUGUAGUUUGUAUUGAUCCAAGUCGUAGGAUUACGUACCAGAUAUCGUACCAAUUUAGAAUGGUUUGUAUGUUCAUGAAAUGUACUUAUUGAUUUUUGACUAACCAAGUUGGUUUUUAGUACAGUUACUUUUUCUUAUAUGUGUUUAGUAUACUAAAUAGAUUCAUUUUUCAGUAUCAAGAUAAUAGAAUCAUGUCCAAGUAAUCAGUAUAAAAAGUGAAACUUUUGUGCUUAAUGUUAAAUGCUUUAUUUUGCCAGCUGGAAACAGACUUUCUGAUAUUUUUUUUUAUUUUUCUAAGAGAGAAACGGUUAACCACAAGGUCCUUAUUUAAAGUCACUUUUAAAGUGCAUGGAAUUUCAGAAAUUCUAUACUUUGUCAUUAAAUAUUUAAAUAGGCCAAGUAUUUAAUACUUCUCUUUUGUACUUCAUGAACAUUUAUGUGGUCACAAAGACUUUGUCAAUGUUCAGAAGGGAAACUUGUGAUAUUUUGACCCUAGAAUAUAUAUAUAUUUUUUGCAUUGCCUUGAAUAUUACUGAAAUGUGUCUGUUACCUUUCAAGAUUAUGAUCAUGAAACUAAAAUCAUGCAAUCAACAAAUGAUUGCAUCAAAUUAAAUCAAGAAAAUCCAGAAGGAAAUUGCUCUUUGAUAGGUAUGAAAAAUAUUUUUUAUAUGUUUAAUCAUCAAUUAUCAUAUUAAAUUAUAGCAAUUAUUGAUACUUCAAUACAGAAGUAUUGUAUUCAACUAUUUUGUUUGAAUCAAACACAUAAUCAACAAGUCAGUUAAUUAAAUCAAGAAAAUCAGAUGGGGAAUAUUCUUUUGUGAAUAGAAAUUCACAUUCUCUGCUGAUUUUGAGUCAUGAAUAUUGAUGAUCAUUGAUGAUAAGCCUAUUUUUGUUAUCAUAUUUGUUUGCCUUGAAAUCUUCUUAAGCUGAUACUUGUCUAUUCAUGUUUUUUCUGCGUAAACUCAAAUUCAGUGUAGUCUGGUUGUGGUAAAUUCAAUGUCAUCGUAACAUUAACUUGCUUUAUGAUUAUUGAUGAUAAGCCUAUUUUUGUCAUAUUUGUUUGCCGUGAAAUCUUCAUAAGCCGAUACUUGUCUAUUCAUGUUUUUUUAGUAAUCUCAAAUUCAAUGUAGUCUGGAUGUAGUAAAUCCGAUGUCAUUGUGACAUGAACUUGAUUUAUGAAUUGUUUUUAGAUUAGAUUUCAUCGUGCCUUAGAUGACCUAUUUGUUUUCUAGUAUUUGGGAUAGUUUUAGGGUGUUGAGGUUAGUGGUAAUGUCUGUGUAUUAAUGUACAGUACUUUGAGUUUGUGUGUGAAAUCUACAUGUAGACUACUCAAUGGGUCGUAGGGUUUUCAUAUAUUCCUCUAUUUUGUGUAGUAUUUUUGAACGAGUAACGUUUUUUCUACGGAAACAAAUAGUCUUUAGUGGCCUUUGGUGUUUCUAUUCAAUAAUUUUGAUAGGAUACACUACAUAUUGAAAGGUGCUAGUACAUAUAGGUACAGAGUGCCUUUUCUGUUUCUGAAAUAAUUCUUCGUUCAAUUUCUAUGGAAUGAAAUGAGUUCAUUUAUUCACAAUACAGCAACAGUGCUUUGAGAAGCAAAGGCAAUUUUCAUUUUCUAGAAGAAUUCACCCGACUAUUCAGGCGACUUAUGAUUACAACAGUCUGUGCUGCGUGUUUUAGCAGGAAUCUGAUAAAGUGCAUGACCUUUCAAAUGGUGCGACCUUGUGACCUUUGAACUUUCUCAGCAUCAUCUGAAAUGGGGGAAGUUGGUCGGUGAGGAAAAGGCGUUCAAUAGGUUUUUUUCGUUAAAAGACGCAGCUCAGUCCAAAAUUCAAGGAGCCCGUUUCACAAAAAGAAAAUAAAGAAGCGUGUUUCACAAACUGAUGCAGCACUAGCUUUUGAGACAAUUCAUUUUAACAUUUCCUUGUAUACAGUGUUUAAAUUCUACCACAUUAUGAAAGCAACCCUGGCGGAGAUUUUAUUGUGAAUAUUUUUAAAUGUGUUUAUUCGUGAGGCUGUCCAUUAAUUAUUUAAGUGUACAUGUAGGUUUAAAAAUUUGACCUGUUUAAUGUUUCUUUGUCAUUUGAUUAGUUAUUUUGAUUAUUGAGGAGAAAAAAGACAUUUCCCACCUUUUAGUAUUAGAGCUUCAGUUUCUACUUGAAAUCUCAAAAAAUACACUCUAUGGGAAUUUGAUUUGAUACAGUUCUUACUUGUCAUUUAUACCAUAGAGACCUUGUUAAAGUCCUAUUCAUGAAGGGGUGCAAGUUCUACUGGGGCGUACAUGUACUUAUUGCACAUUUAUGAAAUCAUAUUUAAUUUGAUUUCUCAUUUGCCUUUAGUAAUCAAUGGCUCACAUUCUACUACGCACAGAUCGCUACCAAAGAUACAUGUACAUGUAUUUGAUAGAUCAUGUGUCCUUGUUUGUAAAUGUACAUGUAUGUGCUUAAAUGGAAUCAUGGCAGCGUUAAUUGUUUCAUUUCAUUUUUGCAUCAAUAUUUUUGAUAUGUUGGUGUAAUUCAGUGUGCCUUUGACAGAACAAAAAUGAAUUGCUUGUUAGCUUCAUUUUUUUUUUCUGACUUAUGAUUUUCAUUACAGAUCGAGCAUGCGAUCUUAAACACAUGGGAGUAAUGCCGAAAAUUUGUUACAAAUUAGCUUAAUUUUUAUAUGAAUACCACAAUUUAAUCAGUUUCGGGUUUCUUGUACUAGAUAAUUGUCAUUUGUCUAUCCAUUGGGUGAAAAUGAAAAUGUAAAUUGAGUAAUAUGAGAUACAUGCCAACAGUACACAUUGGAUUUUUUUUUUCUCAAGAUGCUUAUUCCCGCAACAAUCUCACAAAUCACUUUUACUUGCCACAUUUAUCAGUAUCAACAUCUAUGAAGAUUAACUUGCAAAUAUACACAGGUUGCCCCCAAGAUACAGCUUCAACUCAGUGUAUCUCUGGGUACUAAUAUUUACCAAUUAAUUCCACUAUUUCUGGGCAUUUUGAUAUCUUUGUGCUUUAACUAAGUGUCUACUUGAAUUUACAGUACUUUUUUUGGAAACAAAGUUUCUUUUUUUUUGUACAGGGUAUCGUGAGGUACUCAAAUUAAAAGUUCUUUUGUGUAAGCUUUGGAUAGGAAAUGUACAUGUACUUAUUUCAUUUUUGUUUGUUUUUUUGUUCAAUGUAGAAUACAACAUGAACUCAAAUAAAUGAUUUCCCAUACGAUGGGUUAUAGUUAGGAAA